Lingula anatina is the source of this 1674-nucleotide messenger RNA. RefSeq lists its product as uncharacterized. Gene Ontology annotation, molecular function: DNA-binding transcription factor activity. The record is from RefSeq and is a predicted model, not a curated record. Lineage: Eukaryota; Metazoa; Brachiopoda; Lingulata; Lingulida; Lingulidae.
CGGCAGCGGGACGGAAGGGAGAAAUCCAACAUGGCGGCCCCCAGCGCCGCCGAGACAUUGCCUCUGGCCGUUUGCCGAUUUUCGUCCAUGGAUGAGAUGCUACGGGCGUUUGAGUUCUACAAAGACGAAACUCGAAGUUCAUGGCGGUGUUGUAAAACGGAGAAAACGUUUGGAACCCCUGCUCACAAUAUGUUCAAGGAUAACAGGCAAAUAAAAUUGCUAAAAUGGUCUAUAACAGCAGAGAGAGGAAUCAGUGUCCCAUUUAGUGGAAUUCCCUUCAUCUUCUUGGGCACAAAACUGUGGACCUGUCAUCAGGGUCCAGAUUUGGAUGCCAAGGUGAAAGAAAAUAGAAAGAAAAAGAAAGAACAGCAACAGGAAAAGGACCAUAGUUUCAUCAAAAGAAGAAAAUUAAAACAGGAUUCAAAAAAAGUAGACUGUCCAGCUAUGGUGUAUAUGACACACUUAUUGUACUUUCCUGAAUAUAAGAUUGAUGGAAAUAAGGAACGAUUAAGAAAAUCUAUGUCCAAACAUCUGAGAGAUCACCUGUCAUCUGGUAAAAAGGUCGGAGCAGAAGAGGCUUUCUAUCUAAAAUUACCUCAUCCUUCCUGCCAUGAGAGGCAUCCAGUGCAUGGUGUGAGGUGCCUGGAAUUAUCAAUAUCGGCUGGCUGCAAAAUUUCCAGUUAUGUACAUCAGCCAGAAACUGCAGCUAGUGGUGGAAGUCCUCUCUCUGACCAACCUUUUGAUGUAGAAAAAGAAAAGUGUGCAGACGAGACAACAGCCAGUGCUUCUAUUGAUAGUCAAUCUCCAAAGAAAGUCUUCAAAGACCUCCCAAGUCGUAAAAGGAAAUCACGUUCUGCUAGUAUGAGAGAGAAGUGCCUUUCAUAUUUGAAGUCAAUGAUUGAUCAAAUAUACCUCAUACAAGAUGAAGAUGUCCUUGCUGAGUAUGAAGUGAGAUUACAGGUAUUGUUAGAAGAACUGGGAGGACAUGUACCAACUCUGAACAAGCUACCAAGGAAGAACAGAACCCCUUAAAAGAAAAAAAGCUGCUAUUGCCAUUAAGAGAAAGUAUGCAGCAAUGCCAAGAAGAACCUUUGGAAAGAAAAGUAAUAAAUUCACAAACAGAGUUGGGAAGAAGGCAGAAAAAAUGAAGAUAUCCUUCAAAGUUCCCAUUUCCAUUGCAGAAGAAAAAAUGGAGAAUAUCUGGCAUUUGGAGUUGCAGGCUUAAAUAGCACAUUAAUGAUGUCACAUACCAAUCUUUCCUACCCAACCUGCAGAAGUAGAGGCCGUACAGUGCCACCACAUUGGUCAACACUGGGUUAAAUUCGUUGUGUCUUCAUCUAUAGGUGGAUGCAUUACAGUUUAAGAGUCUCUGUCAACCAAUAUCAAUUUUUCCCUCCGCCAGCAGCUUGUGCCCCUAUACAAAUUAUAUUCAAACCAUGAUGGUCUUCUUACUGUCAAAGUUGUUUGCCCACAAAUGCAGAUAGGGCAAUCUGACUGUGGACUGUUUGCUAUUGCCAAUGCCACAUCUCUUCUCUUAGGUGACAAUCCUAAGAAUGUUACUUGGGUCCAGUCAGAGAUGAGGUCUCACCUUUUGAAGUGCUUUAACGAGAGUCAGAAACUGACUUUAUUUCCCUGUGAAAGACCCUCAACUCAGAGACAUAGUGCACAAGAAAU